Molecule: messenger RNA, 2208 nt
Organism: Cotesia glomerata
Lineage: Eukaryota; Metazoa; Arthropoda; Insecta; Hymenoptera; Braconidae
Product: E3 ubiquitin-protein ligase ariadne-1-like
Exons: 1
Coding region: 276-1775 (499 amino acids)
Biological process (GO): protein polyubiquitination; ubiquitin-dependent protein catabolic process; positive regulation of proteasomal ubiquitin-dependent protein catabolic process
Cellular component (GO): cytoplasm; ubiquitin ligase complex
Molecular function (GO): ubiquitin protein ligase activity; zinc ion binding; ubiquitin conjugating enzyme binding
Source: RefSeq, a predicted model, not a curated record
GUUAAUUUUCGUAACGUACACCAAUGUGGCUAUCAGGGUGUAUAAACAACAAGCAGUGUAUAUAUAGUUAUAUUCACAGUACAUCGAUAACCUAAAACCUAUAAGGUGAAUUUUUAUUUCAAAUAUUUGAAUUUAAUAACACGUUUAUUAAAAAUAAUUUACUAACAUUAAAAAUUAAAAUUAAAAUCAGUGGUACUAAAAUAUAAUAAGUGUAGUAAAUUUUUAUUCCGGUUUAAUUCAUUACCAGCAAGUUGAAUUUGUUAUUAUAAAUCACCAUGGAAAGUGACGACGAUUAUUGUGAAGACUUUGAUGUUUGUUUGGAGUACGAGGACGAGGAUGGUGACCAGGUUGAGAUGGAAAAAAUAGAGACAAACCCGGACAAGGACAGUGACAACAAUUAUCCUUACGAAGUAUUGAGUACUGAUAAAAUAGUGAAAGACAUGCUCGAAUCAAUAAAGUCAAUAGGUGCGAUAGUAGAAAUACCGGCGACAACCACGCGAAUUUUGCUCCAACACUUCAAAUGGGAUCGGGAAAAAUUUUUGGACAAGUUUUACAGUGAAGACCGCAGUCAGCUGUUCAAGGAUGCGCAGGUGGUUGACCCAGCGAGACAAUCUUCGUUACCCGAAACGGUCGGAGAGUUAACAGCUGCCGAUAUAAAAGAAGACUGCGCCAUUUGCUUCAUGCCAUUGGCACGAAAUAUGAUGACUGGACUUGAAUGUGGGCAUCGAUUCUGCGAAGACUGCUGGAAUGAGUACUUGACCACUAAAAUAUUGGAAGAAGGUGAGUGCCAAAAAAUUAGAUGUCCGGCUCAUAAAUGCGAUAUACUUGUUGAUGAUGAAACUGUAAUGGGAUUGAUUAAAAAAUCUGAUGUUAAAGUUAAGUACGAGUAUCUGAUUACUAAUAGUUUCGUCCAGUUUAAUAGAUUGUUAAAAUGGUGCCCGAGUCCAGGGUGUACUAACGCGAUAAAAGUUCAAUACUCCGAUUUUAAAUUGGUAAAAUGUAGUUGCGGGUAUACGUUUUGUUACAAGUGUACUAGCAAGUGGCACGAACCAAUAAAUUGUGAGUUACUGAAGAAAUGGAUGAUCAUAUUUGAGGAAGAUUCAGCAACAUCUGCAUGGAUUGGACUGAACACUAAAGAUUGCCCUAACUGCACGACGCCUAUUGAGAAAAAUGGCGGAUGCAAUUUUAUACACUGCUCAAAAUGUGCGUUUAAUUUCUGUUGGAUGUGCUUAAAUAAUACUACUGACCAUUAUUGUAAGUGCAAUCGUUUCGAAAAUGAAGACGGUGAAAAUCGUGAGGGUUCUAAAAAAGAAAAUAAAUCGGCGUUACGUAAAUAUCUUCAUUAUUCUGAGCGGUUCAUGAAUCAUGCAAACUCCCUUAAGUUUGAAAGCAAUUUGUAUGAUGCUGUUAAGGAAAAAAUGUUUGAAAUGCAGAGAAUAACUAAUUUGACUUGGGCCGAGGUCUUGUUUUUAAGGAAUGCUGUUGAUACUCUCUGUCGAUGCAGAACUAUUCUCAUGUAUACUUACGCGUUUGCGUAUUAUAUUGUCAAAAACAACCAGUUUAACAUCUUUGAAGAUAAUCAGCAGGAUCUAGAACAAGCUACUGAAUCUCUGUCUCAGUUUUUGGAGCAGGACCUUAAAAAUGAAGAUCUUAGUGAAAUAAAGCAGAAAGUUAUGAACAAAUCUUAUUACUGCGAAAACAGAAGAAAAGUGCUGGUCAAUCAUGUCUAUGAAGGUUAUGAAAAAGAUUGGUGGUCUUACUUGAGUAUGCACUGAAUUUUUAAUACAAUAAUAAUUUGUAUGAUCAUUAUAUUUCAUGAUUAAUUGUGUAAUUUUUUUUUUUUUAUUUUUUAUGAAUCCUUGAAUUUCAUAAACUAAUUUUGUUAUUAGUUUUGACUAAAAUUUUUUAAUAAUUUUAGAACUCGGUAAGAUUUUUGUAACAAAGUUGCUUGUACUUGUGGUUAUUCUAUUGCUUUUUUCAAAAAUUCAUAAAAACUCAUUAUCAGAAUUGUACAGAAAAAUCAAUUUUGCACGACUCAUGAUGGGAAGCAUCCCAGUAAACACGUUUACGUCAAUGUGACGUCAAAAUGACAUUGGGCUAUGUCAGGAUUUACGUAAGAUACAAGUCACGAAUGAGUCAUAUAUGACUCAUUAUUUCACACUUCUUGACGUAAGAUUCUGACGUAAAAAUAUGACGUAGUCAUGACGU